Molecule: messenger RNA, 1494 nt
Organism: Purpureocillium lilacinum
Lineage: Eukaryota; Fungi; Ascomycota; Sordariomycetes; Hypocreales; Ophiocordycipitaceae
Source: RefSeq, a predicted model, not a curated record
AUGGCGUUUGCCAUUCUGAACACUUGGAUCGCUCUCGCAGGCUCCAUUGGCCUCAUUUUGCCGUCAGGCGGCUCUGUUGCCUUCUUCUACGGCUUCCUCUUUUGUGUUUUAUGUUGUCUUUGCGUUGCUGCUAGCCUCGGCGAGCUUGGCGCCAUCUGGCCGACCGCGGGCGGUCAGUAUCACUUCGUUUUUGCCCUCUGCACCGAGAGAUGGAGAUUGCCAGCGAGCUUCUUCGUCGGCUGGACAAGCAUUGCCGGCUGGCUGGUGGUGGUAACGGUGCAGGCCUACUUUGGCGCCCUUUUCAUCUCCGCCGCUGCGGUCGUUGCUUCGAGCGAUGCGUACCAAAUAACACCCGCGAGAACCUACGGCAUUUAUCUCGCAAUUCUCACUCUCACGACUGCCGUCAAUAUUUGGGGGAACAAAAUUCUCGGGAAAUGGAAUGACUGUGCCUUAUAUUGGUCUGUCCUUGGCGUUCUCGUCAUCAGCAUCGUCCUCCUAGUGAAGGCGGAUAAGAAUGAUGCCGAAUUCGUUUUUACUAGCUUCCGGAACGAAACGGGAUGGUCCGAUGGUGUCUCGUGGAUACUAGGGCUAUUGCAAUCUGCCCUUUCUCUGAUAGCCUUCGACGUGGUUCUGCACAUGGCCGAGGAGAUGCCUGACCCGGCACGAGAUAGCCCGCGAGCGAUGAUAUACGCCAUUCUUGUGGGCGGUGUGACGGGAUCGGCUUUCAUUAUUGUCAUAUUGUUCUGCCUGACCGACCCAGAAACAAUCUUGGCCACGACAACCGGAAUGCCAAUCAUCGAGAUGGUCCUUCAGGCUACCAAAAGCCGGUCGGCUGCGACGAUUCUGAGCUUUAUGCUCAGUAUUUGCUUCGUGAACGGAUGCAACGCCAGCAUCACCAGUGCGAGCAGACUCCUGUUCGCCAUGGCUCGUGACCGCGGCAUCGUGUUUCACGACUAUUUCUCUCAUAUCCAGCACGGCCUCAACGUUCCCGUUCGAACUAUAGUGCUCUGUUACGGCUUUAAUGUAUGCUUUGGGUUGUUGUACCUCGGUCCAACAGUGGCAUUCAGUGCUUACGUCGCCUCGGUCACAAUCUUCUUGGACAUAUCAUACGCAAUGCCCAUCGUCGUGCUUCUCAUUCGCGGUCGCGACAUACUAAACGAACAUCGAGGCUCCCAGAAAGCUGGGCUGAAGAUGAGCAAGAAAUUGGGCCUUGCUGUCAACGUCGUCGCAGUUGUAUAUCUUCUGCCGCCAAAGUUCUUUUGCUUUCCAAUUGCUCUGCCUGUAACUGGGAGCAGCAUGAACUAUGUAUCUGUUGUCUUGGGCAUUUUCACCGUGCUUGUCACUCUCUACUGGCUUGUUUUUGGAAGAUCAUUCCGUGGCCCGUCAUUUGACAUCAUACCCGGUCUUGCCACUGGCGAAGGGGAAACGCACCCGGAUUUGCACUUGAAUCGUGACGAGACCUCGGAGAAGGCCACAGUCACUAGGCAUGAAUGA